AUGAGAGGGUUUCUUUUGAUAGUUGUAUUAAUCAUAGCAAAGAAAUGUUUUGCAGAACAUUUAAAUACAGACUUAAUUUUAGAUCUGAGAAACGAUUUUGGGAAACGGUAUUCGUUGGUAUUUUUGGAUUGUAAUAAUGAAGAUGAACUACGUAAAAUGAGUUUGGACAUUACUAAGAAAACGGACAAACCAAUAAUGGUACAAUUUAUGAACAAUAAAAUGAACAAUGUCAAACAAAAUAUAAUGUUUAUUGCGGAUGUCGGAUGUUCAAAUAUAAAACAAUCUUUCAUCACGGAUGAAGCGAAAAAAAUCUUUCGACCGCCAUUCAAAUGGAUAUUUCUAAAUAAGCAACAAUUAAAUCAAAGCGAUUCGGUUCUUUUUGAAUCUGGAAACGUUCAUCUAGAUGAAGACGUUGUUAUGGUAACUAAAAGGAAAGAUAUAUAUCAAAUCAGCUUUGUUUACAAAAUCUCCAACAAGUCAAACUGGAAAAUUGAGCGAUUCGGAGAAUGGAGCGCUAAUUUCGGUUUAAUAAAAAACAAAGAAUGGGUAGAUGUUACAUCUCUACGACGAAAAAAUUUAGGAUUAAAUGCUAUUAAUGUGUGUUUUGUGCUAACAGACAGCGACAGUAUUCAUCAUCUAACGGAUGGAAAGAAUGAUCACAUUGAUACAAUUACCAAAGUUAACUAUCCAACUAUAAAUCAUCUAUUGGAUUAUUUAAAUGCCAGCAAGAAUUACAUAUUUACUGAUACAUGGGGAUAUAAAAAUAAUAAUUCGUGGAAUGGUAUGACUGGAUACAUGGUGAGAGGCGAAGUUGAUAUCGGAGGUUCUCCAAUGUUUUUUACGACCCAGCGUAUGUCCGUGGUCGAAUACAUAUCCAGUCCGACUCCAACUCGAUCGAUGUUUGUUUUUCGACAACCAAAGCUAUCCUACGAAAAUAAUCUCUUUUUAUUAUCCUUUCAUAAAUAUCUAUGGUACGGUUCUGUUUCUUUGUUAGCAAUUUUAUUUAUUGCCUUGUUUUUCAUUACGUUUUGGGAAUGGAAGAAGACACGCCUGGAAAAUUCAAUGAGCCUGGAUUCCACUGUGCUCCGUCCAAAUGUAUCAGACAUUGCAAUUUUAAUAUUUGCAGCAACUUGUCAACAAGGUAGCCAUACCGAACUAAAAGGUUCCCUCGGCCGUAUUGUCUUACUGCUGCUUUUUAUAUCCUUAACAUUCCUUUACACAUCGUAUUCAGCUAACAUCGUUGCUCUGCUGCAGUCCAGCUCCUCACAGAUAAGGAGUUUGGACGACUUAUUGCAUUCCAGACUUAGUUUCGGCGUUCAUGACACUGUUUUCAACAGAUACUAUUUUUCGAUAGAGACCGAACCUAUUCGAAAGGCGAUAUAUGAAACAAAAAUUACGCUAUCUGGUGGUAAAACACGUUUCAUGACGAUGGAUGAAGGAAUAAAGAAAAUGCAGAUGGGCCUUUUCGCCUUCCAUAUGGAAACCGGUGUAGGUUACAAGUUUGUAAGCAAAUACUUUGAAGAAGGUGAAAAAUGUGGGCUCGAAGAGAUCCAAUAUUUACAAGUGAUUGACCCUUGGCUUGCAGUCCAAAAGGAUACGCCGUAUAUGGAGUUGUUUAAAAUUGGUACAAAACGACUUCAGGAGCACGGUCUGCAACAAAGGGAAAAUCGAUUACUUUACGAGAAACGUCCGAAAUGUCUAAGCAGACAAGAUAAUUUUGUAUCCGUGAGCAUGGUCGAUUGCUAUCCGGCUUUACUGAUUCUAUCCUAUGGAUCUCUAUUGGCAUUGACAUUAUUAAUUUUCGAAAUCUUAUACGAAAAAAAGAAACAAUCGCGUAAAACCUUCAUGCAAAAGAAAUAG
Molecule: messenger RNA, 1860 nt
Organism: Pieris macdunnoughi
Lineage: Eukaryota; Metazoa; Arthropoda; Insecta; Lepidoptera; Pieridae
Source: the annotation of a GenBank genome assembly